Messenger RNA from Carassius carassius (crucian carp), 2533 nucleotides. RefSeq names its product failed axon connections homolog, metaxin like GST domain containing b (gene faxcb). NCBI's taxonomy places the organism in Eukaryota, Metazoa, Chordata, Actinopteri, Cypriniformes, Cyprinidae. The transcript has 6 exons. Bases 759 to 1994 code for a protein of 411 amino acids. The record is from RefSeq and is a predicted model, not a curated record. Gene Ontology annotation, cellular component: cytoplasm.
UUGUUCAGUUGAGAAUUGGAAUUUGAGAUUAAAGCACUUUUGUUCCACUCAGUUCACUUCAAAGAUUCAUUUACUUGCAUGUUUUGUGGUGUUGGUUGGUUCAUGUCAGAGGUCAAACAGACAAAGAAAAUUAUAUAAUGAUUUUUGACUUGGCACUUAAAACGUGUAGGUACUUAAUAAAAUGAAAACAAUUGUGUCAUAAUUGAGAUGGUUUUUUAUUCAAGCUAAACAAUUCUCUAAUUUUGAAUACCAUCCUUAGAAUCACAACAAUUAAGUGCUUGUCUGUUGUCAUCCUAACUUCCAAAUAUAAUUGAAACAAAAAAAUAAAAUAGCAAGAAGUGUUUGUGUGUGUGUGUGUGUGUGUGAAUUAUAUAUAGGAUUCUUUUCUUUACAGUAACUCAAAUUUCAUAAUGUAACUUAAGGGUAAAUUAACGUGCACAUACACACAUUUAUUUCUAUUUCUUACUGAAAUCUAUUGAAAUCUACUGAAAUUGUUUACAUCUGCGUCUGUAUUUUAGUGAAAAGCGUGAAUGUUUAUUUGCCUCGCUUCCAUGUGUGAUGCGUCGUGACGUCACUCGGGUCUAGCACAGCAACAAAGGAGGAUGCGGAGCUGCGUGCGGAAGCCAAAUCCCGUUAAACGGCACUUCUUUCGCCUUACGAGACCGACAUAACACGUAACCAUGUAAACAGUUGUCCUUAUUUAUAUGUAUAAAUGAAGUGGCGCAGGUUUCGUUGGAGGAAGCGGGGUGAGAGAGAGAAUGUACUGGGUCGCUGGUUUCGCCUCCUCCCGGUCGUUCGUGGUUGAUCUUGGCCGGAAUCAGAGCCCGUCCAUCGGGUUGUGUGGCUCUGAUGAGCGUCACUUAUUUUAUGGGUACAUAGUUGCCGUCCCUGAUCAGGAUUUCUGCGGGAUCAUGUCGGGAUUGGUGUCGGAUUCCUGGUGGAGGAAGACGCUGUACAUCACCGGAGGUGCCCUGCUGGCUGCGGCUGCAUAUCUGCUGCACGAGCUGCUCUCCAUCAGGAAAGAGCAACAGUUGGAUUCUAAAGAUGCCAUUAUCAUUCACCAGUUCUCCAGGCCAAAAAAUGGGGUGCCAAGCCUGUCACCUUUCUGCCUGAAAAUGGAGACCUAUCUGCGCAUGGUUGAUCUGCCCUAUCAAAAUUACUUUGAUGGAAGCCUCUCUUCCGAGGGCAAGAUGCCUUGGGUUGAGUAUAAUUACGAGCAGGUGUGUGGAACUGAAUUUAUAAUUGACUUUCUGGAGGAGAAACUUGGUAUGAGUCUGAACAAGAGUCUGAGCACUCAGGAGCAGGCAGUAGCUCGUGCCAUCACCACCAUGGUGGAGGAACACUUAUACUGGACCAUUGCAUACUGUCAGUGGGUGGAUAAUGUUCAAGAGACUCAAAGGAUGUUGGACCUUCCUGGGCCCCUCAGUGACCUGCUGAAGUGGAUCCUGUGUCAGCUGACUGGUGGCAUUGUAAAGAGGGAGAUGUACUGUCACGGCAUUGGCUGCUUUACUAAGGAAGAAGUUUACACCCUCAUGGAGAAGGACAUGCGCACACUGGCCACACUGUUAGGGGAUAAGAAGUACAUCAUGGGUCCCAAGCUGUCCAGUGUGGAUGCCACAGUGUUCGGUCACCUUGCACAAGCCAUGUGGACACUACCUGGCACACGGCCCGAGCAGCUCAUUAAAGGAGAACUGAUCAACCUCGCCAUGUACUGUGAGCGCAUACGGAGGAAGUUCUGGCCCGAGUGGUUUGUGGACUUAGAGGACUUCUGUUACGACAGCGACAAUGACACCAGCAGCAGGACGCCCACCUGCAUGCUGGACCUUGGUCUAUUUUCCAGGACAGACACUUUAGAGGAAAGCGAUCUAAGCCUCCUUUCACACGGUAAUACACACUCGGAAGACUCUGACCACUCCGGACGCUCGCUCUCAGACUCUGACAUUGAAGCAGAUGGCUCGGAUGUGGAGCAGCAGGUCAAGGGUCAAAUCAAAUAAAGGUUGCUUUUCAUCUGGUGUAACAGCAUUUUGUGAUGUGUAGUGGCUCCAAAACUCACAUUGAUAUGUUUUCGCACUAUGAUGAACCUGAAUUAAAAACAAAAUGUGUGUACACAACGUUUACAUCACAACGUUUAAGAUUUACACCACAGAAGUUGGACGCAUGUUAAAGAUCAUUCCUUCUGCCUUCUCUCUCAGAACUGUUUCUAUGUCCACAGUUUCAGUAUGAUUUCUAAUUAGUUUUCAUUUCAAGGAAACAUACAUUUCGUGAUUUUUCACUCCAAUCAAUACGUCUAAUUUCUCUCAAAUUAUAAUCAAACAUUUGCUCCGGAACACAAUCAUGUAGCUAAAAACUAGCUUGUAUGAUUCUAGGAUGUUUGUGCGAAGUUGACAAUUUACCUUUUUUUUUUUGACAGACUGAUUGAUCCUUUGUGCCAGCUUGAAAUCUGUGUGAAUUCCUCCCUCCUGUUGAAACAUAAUAACUCCUGCUCCCAGAUCAGCUCAAGUACAUAAAAUACAAAUGAAGAUGGAUGAAAGGA